Elaeis guineensis (African oil palm) is the source of this 1947-nucleotide messenger RNA. The record is from RefSeq and is a predicted model, not a curated record. NCBI's taxonomy places the organism in Eukaryota, Viridiplantae, Streptophyta, Magnoliopsida, Arecales, Arecaceae.
GUGUUUGACCUUCAUUGCUGAAGACUUAGAAAGGGAGAAGUGGAAGAGGAGAAAAAAAAAGAAAAAAUGGAAGAUCGAUAUUCCUAUUGAAGUAGAACGUCUCUGUUAUCUCGCUCUCGGUGCUCGCCUCGCGUUAUCUCUCUCGCUAAGAACCUCGGCGGAGAUUUCGAUUUUUAUUUUGCUUAGCUGGGCGAAGCGUUAUUUAUUUGGGAUAAGUCUUGGAUUUUCCGGCGACAAUCGCUUGUUCUUUUGCUAAGAUUUGGGUUGGUGCUGCUGUGAUUAAUCUCAAACGGAGGUGAUUUGGACAGAAUUAGGGUUUUCUACGUCUGACUUGAGGAGGGGAAGGUAUGAAUAAUAGCGCGGAGACGGUGAAUGCGGCGGCGGCGGCGAUCGUCACUGCUGAGAGACGAGUCCAGCAGGUCACCGUUCCGAGGAGAAGAUGGGGAGCUUGUUUCAGUUUGUACUGGUGCUUUGGUUCUCAAAGACAUGGUAAGCGUGUCAGCCAUGCAGUCCUUGUUCCUCAACAGACACUACCAAGAUCAGAUGCUCCAGCCCGUGAAAACCCCAUCCACCCUCCAGCAUUUGUUGCACCUCCUUCCUCCCCAGCUUCCUUCCUCCCAUCAGAACCCCCGUCUGCCACCCAGUCGCCUGCAGGUCCUCGAUUCUUAGCAAAUUCCUACUCCCCCAGUGGCCCUGUGUCCAUCUUUGCCAUUGGGCCUUAUGCACAUGAGACUCAACUAGUCUCGCCUCCCGUCUUCUCCACCUUCACAACCGAACCAUCCACUGCUUCAUUUACCCCCCCUCCAGAACCUGUGCAUCUAACAAACCCUUCGUCUCCUGAGGUUCCAUUUGCACGACUUUUAACGUCUUCCCUGAAUUCCAAUUGCAAACAGAGCGAAGCCUCCGCAUUUCAGUCAUACCAGUUUUACCCGGGAAGCCCGAUUGGGCACCUCAUAUCCCCACGUUCAGCAUGUUCGGGCGCUUCAUCCCCUUUCCCUGAUGUCGAAUUCCAUUCCUCUGCUGGUGGCUCCUUCCCAUCUUUUCCAGUUAGUGAGCCACCAAAGAUCUUGAGUGCUGAAGGAAUUGCUGUGCGCAAGCUGAUUCCUCGACAUGCUCGGAAUGGUGGUUCCCUUUUGGAUGGUCAGAUCACUGCAGCUGCACCUAGGAUGGAUUCUGCUAUGGGGUCUCAUAAUAAUGAGCAUGCAAUGGAUCACAGAGGAUCAUCUGAAUUGACUGAAGAAGAGUUUGCACGCUGUUUGGGAAAGAAAACAGCAACGUCAGGGGAAACUAACUCAGGAUCUUCGCAAGUUGCAACAGCUGCGGUAGACCAGAUUACUGCUGAAGCCAAUAAGAGCAAUGCAAUCUGUGUUGAUGAAACUUACCAUGACUUGCCUGAGAUAGCGCAACCCUCCACUGCCCUUUCAGCAGUUAAAGAGUUCAAAUUUGAUAAUGCGGAUGGAGCACCUCUAGAACCUAGCGUUGGCUCUGAUUGGUGGGCAAAUGAGAAGGUUGCUGGGACAGCAAGUGAGCCUCACAAGAAUUGGGCAUAUUUCCCUAUGAUACAGCCUGGGGUCAGCUGAUCGCCAAUCCUAGAUGUAUCCUAUGUGCAGAAAAGAGGAGCCUUUGUUGCCGGCUCCAGGUUCAUGACCCCCAUUUGGCAGUGUUGCUGGGAACAGGAGGCGCUGGGCAUCUGCAAGCUAAACUUGUAGAUAUCUUUCAGUGGAUGGUAAUGGUGAGAUGGACUACUUCGCUAGCUGCAACUCAGGUCCUCUCCAUCACAGGAAAAAAUAAACAGAAGAUUUUGAUGUCUCAUAUGAAAUAUGUAAUGUGGUGUAAUAGUCUUUCUGUUUUCAUACCACAGAGUACACAUAUCUACAAUUACGGUCAUGUAACUAUCAUAUUGCAGCAUUAUCAGCUUGUCAUUAUUUAGCUUUUGGAACUUGGUUA